Messenger RNA from Dermacentor albipictus, 2055 nucleotides. RefSeq lists its product as uncharacterized. Lineage: Eukaryota; Metazoa; Arthropoda; Arachnida; Ixodida; Ixodidae. The record is from RefSeq and is a predicted model, not a curated record. Gene Ontology annotation, molecular function: zinc ion binding.
CCAUGCGACAGCGACUUUCCGUGCGAUCUUUCAUCCAGCGGCUGCUGUAAAAAAAUGAUUGAAGACGACGUCUUUCCGUGCCAGUUUUCGGACGCUGCAUGGACUUCCGACUUGACCAAGUGUAACAUCCAAACUGACUGUGUGUGGCACUAUCUAAACUCAAAAACUUCGACCGUUCGUCAGGCGCAUCGAGGCUGGGCACUGAAAGAAGAAAAAUAUGUCAAGAAUAUCAGAGUGAAUUUAGACACUGGCGAUACCACUAUCGGUCUGAUGAGAGCGAUGUGUCUUCCGUCGAUGAAGAGUGGAUUUUACGUAGUUUCCGCGUGGUUUGACAAAGCAACAGGCAACGUCGUUGGAGCCCACUGUCAAUGUGCCGCCGGCCUGAGUGAAACCUGCCAGCAUGUGGCUGCGGCGUUGCUCGCAGUUGCGGAGAAGGCAGCUGACAAGACUACCUGCACCGACGUACCCUGCAGAUGGAUUGUGCCUUCAGAAGCCAAGAAGCCAGCUCCAAGGGUGCCCCUGAAAGAAAUUCCCUUCCAGCGACACUUAGUAAAUCAACCGGCUCGCACGAAACGAAGGAGGGAUUAUAGCCCCACCAGCAACUUGCUGCCAUGUGGCGAUGCGGCUGCUCUGGGAAAAAAGCUACGCACUCGUUUGCCUACUCUGCAGGUAGUGCGCUACCUCGGCACAGCAGAAUGCGCUCCUAAGAGAGAAAUGGACACAGCAAAGCCUAAGAUUGCAGAUGAAGAUAACCUGUCAGACACGCAUGUACAGGGCGUAAUAAAUGCUCAUCUGCAAUCUCUGCCAGCCUUAGAUGGUGCCGAGCGUGAAGCUUUACGCCUUCAGACUUUAGGACAGGCAGAUAACAAACUGUGGCAUGCUGCACGCACUGGUCGCCUCACUGCAUCCAUGUUUAAACGGUUUUGCCGUUGUGUCAAGCCUGAAGGCUUGCUAAGGACAGUAUUCUAUCCAAGUGGUAAAGCAAUGUCAGAGGCAAUAGCCUAUGGAAGGAAGCACGAAAAGGAUGCUGUGGAUUUGUAUGUGCAGCUCCAGCAAAUGAGAGGCACAAAUGUGCAAAGCCAUGAAACUGGGCUGCACAUUCAUCCGCAAUAUCCUUUUCUGGCAGCUUCACCUGACAGAAUUAUUGUUUUAGAUGGAGAAGAAGGUCUCUUGGAAGUUAAGUGUCCCUUCUCGAAGAAGGGACUUACAGUUGAAGAGGCAAGUAAGGACAGAAAGUUUUGCUGUGUCCUUGAGGAAGAUAAUGAAGUAGUACUCAAAAAAGAUCACCCAUACUACUUUCAAGUUCAAGGGCAAAUGGCCAUCACUGGCCAUGCAUGGUGUGACUUUGUAAUUUGGACAGAAAAUGAACAAGCUGGUGAGCCAAACUGCAUUCACAUACAGCGGAUAUAUUUUAACAGUAAAUUUUGGGAAAAUGAAAUGCUGCCAGCCCUGCUGCAUUUUGCUAAGUGGGCACUUGUGCCAGAAUUAAUAACAAAGCGUGUGAAACGACUAGGCACCCUUUAUUUAAAUGGACAGUAUGUUUCAUACAAGAAAUUGCAACAAGGUUUUUAUGUUUGCAAGCCUGGAAAUGGUCUUGCAGUGACAUUACGGAGGCUGAAGUGAAUGAAGCUGUAGUGCCAGGAUGUGUGGUAGUUUGAAAUUAUGGGGUUUUACGUGCAAAAACCACAAUCUCAUUAUGACGCACACCGUAGUGCGAGACACCAGAAAUUUGGUCCACCUGGGGUUUGUUAAUGUGCACCUAAAUCUAAUUACAUGGGUGUUUUCACACCCGCCGUGGUUGCUCAGUGGCUAUGGUGUUAGGCUGCUGAGCACGAGGUCGCGGGAUCGAAUCCCGGCCACGGCGGCCGCAUUUCGAUGGGGGCGAAAUGCGAAAACACCCGUGUACUUAGAUUUAGGUGCACGUUAAAGAACCCCUGGUGGUCAAAAUUUCCGGAGUCCCCCACUACGGCGUGCCUCAUAAUCAGAAAGUGGUUUUGGCACGUAAAACCCCAUAUAUUAUUAUUAUUAUUGGGUGUUUUCACAUUUUGCUCCCAU